AUGGAUCUAAUACUGAAUGUAUUUCUUGUGAUUAUUGGCUUGCUAUAUGUGUGCGGCAGUUCUGUGUUUAAUGGCAGCCAGAUCCAUCACAGUGAGAGUGAGCUGCUGGUGCGUAAAGCCCGCUGGCUGCCCCUGAUCUUUCCACGUGCUGAUCCCACAAGAUUGGAGAUGAUCGUUGGCUUUGGCAUACCCGUGGAGGAUCUCAAGAUAGAGUCUGUGGUAACGGGUUAUGUGUUCAAAGCGCAGUAUUAUUUGCCCUAUUCCGCCCGACAACUUAGGAUCAAAAAUAUUCAUGGCAUCAAUGAGCGUGAGCUACCAGCGAAUGCCACCAUCUUCCAGAAGAUCAUGCAGAAAACGGACGAGGAGCUGGGUGUGACAUCGUGGGACAUGGAUGAGAAUGUCCAGGCCCUGGCGAGCUAUCGCUGGACCGUGUACGAGGCCUUUCAGGCCCUGGCCAUUCGCAUGAACCUCCAGGGACGAGAGUGCAUCCUGAAGAGCAUCUGUGAGAGUGCGGCAGCGCCAUUCGAUGAAAGGAACGGACUGCUGGGCGAGCUACUCCAUAUCCUGCUCACACCCUCCAGUUCUGUGGAUCCCUUGUCCGAGCAUUCGGACAAUGACUAUCUGCAGGCCGAACGCUUGGGCGAGGCUGGCACUGACUGCGAUCAGGUAUUCCAGAGGUGCCCCAAAUCAUUGCUGCAACACUUCAGCGAUGUCCAUCAUUUGGGCAGCGAGUUCCUGAAAAUGUUUGGCUGA
Messenger RNA from Drosophila obscura, 753 nucleotides. RefSeq lists its product as uncharacterized. NCBI's taxonomy places the organism in Eukaryota, Metazoa, Arthropoda, Insecta, Diptera, Drosophilidae. Bases 1 to 753 code for a protein of 250 amino acids. The transcript is spliced from 3 exons. The record is from RefSeq and is a predicted model, not a curated record.